Messenger RNA from Cryptosporidium muris RN66, 3894 nucleotides. Its product is annotated as phospholipid-translocating P-type ATPase, flippase family protein. The record is from RefSeq and is a predicted model, not a curated record. Bases 1 to 3894 code for a protein of 1297 amino acids. Gene Ontology annotation, cellular component: trans-Golgi network; endosome; plasma membrane. Lineage: Eukaryota; Apicomplexa; Conoidasida; Eucoccidiorida; Cryptosporidiidae. Gene Ontology annotation, biological process: retrograde vesicle-mediated transport, Golgi to endoplasmic reticulum; phospholipid translocation; endocytosis. The transcript has a single exon. Gene Ontology annotation, molecular function: ATP binding; ATP hydrolysis activity; ATPase-coupled intramembrane lipid carrier activity.
AUGACAGUAGAAGAGGAACAUUUACCUUUGCUCCACAUAAAAGAGCAGAAUUUAGGCAUUUGGGGCUUUUUAAAAGAUAUUAUUUGGUCAAAAGAUCAUUCAUUUAAUGAAAGAAUUAUAUACUUUAAUGGGAAGACUGAUCCCUCAAGAUUUGUUCCUAAUGUUGUAUGCAAUCAAAAGUAUUCUUUGUUGACAUUUCUUCCAAAAGUUUUAUAUGAACAAUUUAAAUAUUUCUUUAACUUUUUUUAUUUAAUGGUAGCUCUACUUCAAUUCAUACCUGCACUUAGGACUGGUCCUCUAUUUACUUAUAUUGCACCUCUACUUCUAGUAUUGUUUGUAACAGUAAGCAAAGAGGCAAUAGAUGAUAUUCGUAGAUAUAUAAGAGAUAAAGAAUGUAAUAACAAGAAGUAUAAAAUUAUAACAAGUAGUGGUGUAAAAGAGGUUAAAUCCUGUAAAAUUGAGGUAGGUAAUAUUAUAGAAGUAAAUACAAAUGAUAGAAUACCAGCAGAUAUAUUGUUUUUACGAACAAAUGAUCCAACAGGUACAGUUUUUGUAAGAACUGAUCAACUAGAUGGAGAAACUGAUUGGAAAGUAAAGAGGGCUCUUGGAAUUACUCAACAUUUCGAAAAUAUAGAUAAUAUAUUUCAAUUAAAUGGCAUGGUCCAUAUAGAAGCUCCCAAAAAAGAUAUAUACACAUUUAAUGGUACAAUUCAAUAUUAUGAUCCUUGUAUAUCCCAAGUAAAAAUUCCUGAUAUAUCAAUUGCAACUACAAAGGAUGAGGGGACGAAUGAAAUAACUACAUUAUCUAAUUUAAAUGAUAUAAAUCAAACACUUGACUCAGGAUCUAAUAGUUGCAGGAAUAAGAAUCCAAUAAUUGAAUCUUUGAUGUUGGAUAAUACAAUAUGGGCUAAUAGUGUACUAACAUGUGGCAAGAUAUAUGGAUUAGUUAUAUAUACUGGUAUAGAAAGUCGUUCAUUAAUGAAUACUUGUGGACAGAGUUUACGAACAAAAAUAGGAUUACUAGAUACUCAAGUUAACACACUAUCAAAGAUAUUAUUCGUACUAUUAAUAAUCACGUCAUUCUUUCUCGUAUUUUGUAAAGGUUUUGAUGCUUUGUGGUAUAUAUCUUUUGGUCGUUUUAUGUUAUUACUGUCUUCCAUUAUUCCUAUUUCUUUAAGGGUUAAUUUGGAGAUGGCAAAGAUUUUCUAUUCAGCUCAAAUUUUGCACGAUAAAAAAAUGAAAGAGGUUACAGUAAGAUCUAGUAUUCCUGAAGAACUUGGUCGUGUUGAUUACCUACUUACAGAUAAAACAGGUACUUUAACACAAAACUCAAUGGUAGUGCAGACUCUUCAUACUGGCCAUACUGUAUAUCAUCCUGAGAAUUUUAGUGAUUUAAAGUCAAUUGUACAAUAUAUGCUAAGUAAUGAACAAAACAAUCAAUUGGAGGAAAAGAAUUCAAGUGAUAAUUUUAAUGAUCAUGAUAAUUUUAUUUUAAAUACCUCAGUAAAGUCUUGGAAGUAUCCAUUAAAUAUUUCUCACAUUCAGAACUUUCUUUUAGCUAUUGCCCUAUGUCACAAUAUUUUUCCUAGAUCAUCUUUAGAUGAUAAUAAAGAUGAAAUUUCUGAAUCUACUACAUUAGAUCUAGUAGAUAAUGAGAAAUUGGACUCAGAAGAAUGUAUGGUUGAAUUUAAUCAGAAGCAUAUUGUAUAUCAAUCAUCUUCACCAGAUGAGAUAGCUUUAGUAACUUUUGCAGCUAGCCUAGGCCUAAGACUAGUUGAACGAACAAAUGAAUAUAUGGAAUUGGAUUUGGAGAACUCAUCUAGAAGAGAUUUGGUUUUUAACAUAAAUUCAAAUAUAUCUAAUAUACAAACAUCUCUAAAAAGUAAUCGUUUAUCUUUUUGUAUUUUAGCAUGUUUCCCAUUUUGCAGUACUACAAAACGAAUGGGAAUAUUACUUGAGUACCAAAAAAAAUAUAUUUAUUUUAGUAAAGGUGCUGAAAGUGUAAUGGUUGAUCUUUUAAAGCAGAAGGGAUCUGGCUGGUUACUCGAAGAAUGUACUAACAUGGCAAGAUUGGGACUUCGUACUUUAGUAUUUGCUUAUCGUUAUUUGUCUCAACAGGAGUAUGAAGUAUUCAAUAAUGUUUAUUCCUUCCCUUGUACGAGUUUAGUUCAAAGGAACCAUAAUUUAAACAAUGCAAGAAAACUUGUUGAAAAGGAUAUGGAAUUACUAGGAUUGACUGGAGUUGAGGAUAAAUUACAAAUGGAUGUUCAUUUAACUUUGGAGGCGUUUCGUUAUGCAGGUAUAAAAAUAUGGCUACUUACUGGUGAUAAACUUGAAACAGCACUUUGUAUUGCCAUUUCAGCUGGUAUAAAACCAAAAAAUUUUGAUUUUUUUAUAUUAAAAUACGAAGAUAAGAAACAUAUCAAUACUUGUAAUAAAAAUAAAUCUGAAUCAAUUCACAAAAUUUCUCAAUUAGAUAUUAUUAGCAACAUGCUGCAUAGGUACAUCUUGGAGAUGUCAUUAGAUCAUGUAUUGGUCGUUGAGGGGUUAUUGCUUAAUUUAUGCUUAAAUCACUUUCCUCAGUUGCUAAUUCAUGCAGCUGCUAUUGCACCAGCUGUAGUAUGGUGUAGAUGUUCACCUUCCCAGAAAAAAGAAUUAGUACUACUUUUAAAGAAUUAUCAUAUAAAAUAUGGAGAAUAUGACAAUGUCCAGCUUUUCUCACAUGAUCAUUCUGAUAUAUUGGAAAAAGGAGCAAUUUCUCAUUUAGCUAGUAGAACUAGAUAUGACAGAAAUAUCAGUAAUGGACCCUUGAAAAGACGUAAAAAAGAAAGAAAGGGAGAUCUAAGUGAUAAUGAAGUAAAUAAAAAAAUUUCAAUAUUAAGUGAAAAUAUUAGUAAUAUUGAAAGCCAUGGAAGUUUACAUAGCUUAUCUGUAAAUAAUAUGGAUGAAUGGAGCCAAGAAGAAUUUUAUAAUAAUAGCACUCAAAUCCAUUCUAAUAAUUCUAUUAUUAAUAUUGGUAAUACAAAUAACUCUCGAAGACUAAUUUCAUCAACAUUUUCUGGAAUUUCUAGAUCAUGUCGUAUAUGUGCUGUUGGAGAUGGUGGAAAUGAUGUUGGUAUGAUCCAAGCUGCUGAUAUAGGUAUAGGUAUUGUAGGAAAAGAAGGGCAACAAGCUGCAAAUGUAGCAGAUAUAAGUCUUCAUGAGUUUGCUGACUUACGUCCUCUCUUUUUGUGGCAUGGAAGGCAUGCCUAUCAAAAUAGCGCUAAAUUAGCACACUUCGUUAUUCAUAGAGGACUUAUUAUUGCAUCAAUGCAGUGCGUAUUUUCAGCACUGUUUUAUUUUAUACCAGUAGCCUUAUUCCAAGGAUGGUUAGCUGUAGGUUAUGCUACAUACUAUACAAUGGCUCCUGUUUUUUCUUUGGUUUUUGAUAAAGAUGUCAAUGAAUCUACUGCUAUGUUAUACCCAGAGUUAUAUAGACAUUUGAAAUCAGGCAGGGCUAUGUCAAUCAAGAUCUUUUUUUGCUGGGUCUGGAAGUCUUUAUAUCAAGGUGCAAUAAUUAUGCUUGGUGCUAUAUUAAUGUUCAAAGAUAACAUAUUAAUGAAUCUAGUUUCUAUUACAUUCACAACAUUGAUUUUAUCAGAAAUUCUAAAUGUUGUUACAGAAAUACACCAUUGGAAUAUAUUUAUCCUUUCAUCAUGUAUUGCUUCGUUACUUAUAUAUUUUAUCUCUUUUUUUCUUUUAAAGAGUUACUUUGACUUAUACUUCAUUUUCACUUAUUCCUUUUGGGGAAAAAUAUGCGUUCUAACUUUAAUUGCCUGGGGUCCUGUCAUUUUAUUUAAGAUUAUAAAAAAGAGUGUUCAUCCUCCAAGAUACUACAAACUAAUGCAACAUUAG